Symbiodinium sp. CCMP2592 is the source of this 7590-nucleotide messenger RNA. The record is from the annotation of a GenBank genome assembly. NCBI's taxonomy places the organism in Eukaryota, Dinophyceae, Suessiales, Symbiodiniaceae.
AUGGAUCCGAGCCUCUCCGCUUUGCAUGAUUUGCUGCUCCGGAGUCAACACGAGGCCAGGGCCGGCAAGCCGAAUUCAGAGGGGCAAAGCAGUGCCUCCUCUCUUUUCCUUGACAUGCAGACACAGCGCACCUUAGGUGCUCUGCCUUCGACAAGUUGUUUUGGAUCCAAGGGUCUAUCCGCUGAGGCUCAGUGUGCCGGCACUCGGCCGGUGGACCGGGGUUUUCGAGUUUUCGGAUGGAACCUUGGAGGAUGUUCGGCCGACACGCUUUGCGACUUGGUCAAAACGGCUACACGUGAGGCGGUUUUCGACAGUGAUCUUUUUCUUCUACAGGAACUUCCUCGCUCACGCACAGGUUGGGCGACCACCACCACCAAGGAAGGGUACAGGCUUGUGGGUCAUCAGGGUUCUUCACAGUGGCGAGGGACAGGGCUUCUCUAUUCGCCCCUGGCGUGGUCAGUUAUUCGCAGGGUCGCCAAAGGGAAGGGUACCUGGUUCCUGCUGAAGUCUUUGCGAAGUUCGGUUCAAUUCUGGGUUGCAACCUUUCACUUCACUCCUGGGCUUACGGUUCAGAAGCACGAGCAGGAAGUCCUGGAGUUCCUCAAGGGGCGACCUUCGGACGGCAGGCCUGUCCUGUUGCAAGGGGAUUCCAAUGCUCACUUAGGCUGGGUUGCUGGGUCUGGGGCUGUUGAAGCUCUUGGCCUUGAGGGCAAAUCCAUCAUGAUGCUGGACCAGUUUUCGGCAGCGGGAAUUCGGCUUUGCCCUCCGCCGUCACGGCAGUUCCCGACUCCUACCAGCAGGCCCCGACGCGAGGGCUGUGAGGGUCAUCAGAUCGACUUUGGGGCUACAAAAGGGGUUCCUCUCUACAUCCACGAGGACUCUUACAUGCUGCAGGGCACUGACCACGAACUGCUGGAGCUCCGCUUCUGGCUCAGGCUAGCUGCUCAGUGCACACGACCACGCCCCAGUAAGUGCUUCCGGGACCCCCGUGCGGUGAAGGAGGCCUUUCGACGGGCUAAGACGUCUCGUUCCCCUGCUGCUUGGAAAACCGCUCUUCGCCUUCGUAGAGAGGCUCGUCGGUCCUGGGAGAGCGCGAGGAUUCGAAGGGCUACGGAGGGGGACUGGCAGGCUUUCCGAGAUGAGACCCGGGUUCAAGCGACGGGUUGGGACCUCGUCUACGCUGAUGCCCAAGCCUGUGAUCCUCAUCAGUCUGUGCACCAACACCUUACUGAGGUUUACUCCGGGGAUGACCUUCCUCCACUGCCCCCUUUCGUGGGGCCGGUCCAGGCGUUCAGCAUCGAAGAGCUCACCAAGGCGGUCUCGCAGAUACGGAAGGGGAAGUCGGUUGGGGUUGAUCUCACAUCCAGGGAACUGCUGGACGGCAUCCUGCAGACGACUGGGGGCCCUGAGCACCUACUGGAGUUUAUGAAUCGUACAUUGUGUACACAGACUGUGCCCCGAGAUUGGAAUCGGCCCCUUGUCAUCAUGCUCGCCAAGACUGACUCCCCUACUGCUCCGUCGGACCUCAGGCCCAUAGCAGUUGGCUCCUCAGCAGCCAAACUCUUCUCACGCCUCCUCGUCAACCGCAUCGCUCCUAAACUAGCUCCACGGACUCACUCUCAGUGCGCCUCGUCAGGACGACAGACAUGUGACGUGGUUUGUUCGCUGUGGAAGCUCUGCGAGUUAGAACGAGAAUGGAAGGCAGGGUUAGGGGUGGUCAAGGUAGAUGUGCGAAAAGCCUUUGACUCAGUUAAUCGGGCUGCUCUCCUUGCUGCUUUACGCGCCAGACUCGGCGACACAGCCGAAUACCGGUGCUUCCACGCCCUGCUGGUCGACGUGGAGGCCGUCCUCCAGACUUGCUGGGGCUCGAGUCUGUUGGCCAUGAAGUCUGGAAUCAAACAGGGAUCGAUCGAAUCUCCGAUCCUUUUCUCGUUCCUCAUGGAGGUUGCGUUGGAGCAGGCCAGGGUUAAGUCCUCGUGGGAUCAGGGUUCGCACCUUUUCCAUGACAUGUUGGAGGAGGACCUCCUGUAUAUGGAUGAUGGCUACCUCUGGGGGCCUGACUGUCGUACACUCGGAGUUCGCCUCGGGCAGCUAGCAGAGGUUCUACAAGGAUUUGGUCUGACUCUGAACAUCGCCAAGUGUGUCCUCUACUGUUCCCCCUACUGCCCAGGACCACAUAAGCUCCGACUACAUCGCGUCACCUUGGAGGCCUCUGACCACCUCCCGGUGAUGGGCCUGAAGAUGAGGGUAGGGAUGAGCAUGAGUGAACUUAUACAGCCACUCCUGUCCCGGGCCAGGUCCAAAUUUUGGGGCUUGAAGCACUUGUUCCGCUCAAAGACUCAGGCCAAAGGGAGGGUUCAGCUAAUGCAUCGUGUUAUCUCCAACACUGCUCUCUGGUGCAUCGCCGCUCUUCCCCCUGAUCGUCCGGCGCUCGCCCUCGUCAACUCGUUCCAGGCUCUUCUGCUGACGUGGCUUUUGCGGCUUGGAAAACGAGCCGAUGAGGACUGGCCCGCCUUCCGUAAACGAGCGGUGCGAAGUGCCCGGUACUCCCUCCAUGUGGCAGGGUGUCCCCGGUGGAGCACCUGCUGGCUUACUCGGUGGUGGACAUUUGCUGGUCACAGGGUCAGGGCCUCGCAACAACAGUUUCCCCCGAUCUCCACAAUCCUGGAAAUGUUCCGUGACAGGCAAUGGUGGCAGAAGGCCAAAGAUGCAGGGCUGUCCCACCCGGAACGUUUCUUCGCGCGGCUGCACUCUUUGGACAAGGCCAUGGAUACAGUGUGUGGGGGACCGUGGAGGGUUUAUGCUUUGGAUCGUGCAGCUUGGCAAGCUAAACUUUCGACCUGGAUUCAACAGAGGGACUUGCCUUGGGCGACCGAGCGUGUGAUUCCAAUGUGCGAUCGCCACCCCGGCUUUGGAGCCUUCUACAUGUACUUUCUCUUGCCCGCCCUCGGUACGAUUCUGCCCUUCUUCGCCCAGCUCCCAGGUGUGCUCGCGCCAAUCCCGGAUGACUACGGCAACUGGCCGCCGAUCUGGUUCACAGAGGCAACUCUCCGAGGACGAGACCUGGCAGCACGAGGGCUUCGUAUGUCGGAUGCCCUCGCGAUGCUAGCCCGGACUGCCUCCCACCGCAACUUUGCCACCUACACGAACUUCGCAUCCAGAGCGGCUGUGGCUAUUGGGAACACCUUGGAGCUGCCCGUCUCCAACCUGGCGCCUGAGGAGAUCCACCUGGACCUCCGUGUCUGGGUGACCUUUGUGGAGGCCCAUAUCCUUGAGGAGUUCCUGGAGCAUGAGUACCCCUUCCAGCAGGGACUUUACGAAGGUCUCCGCAAUGUGAACCCGAACCUGGCCUCCCUUCCCGCGCCACCGCAGGAGACCAUGCUCCGAGCCCAACGCCGGGAAGAGUUCAACCAACUCCGACGCGAUCCUCCUUUCAUUCGACACCUCCGUGCCUCUACUGGACCGGCUUUCCGAUCUCACUCCCUCAUGCGGCUUGAGUGGGUGGGCCGGUGCGUGGGCGACUUCCACGAUCUCUACCACGCGGGCUACAACCUGCAUGGGGUCUUCGAAGAAAUGGUGGCCUUCAUCAGAGCCAGGGACAAUGGUAGCUAUCGCUCCCUCGCACUCCCCUAUUACAGAGAAGUUCUCAGCCAGCUGGGCACCUUCUUGGGCUCACCGGACUCUUCCAGGCCGCCACAGGCUUCUGAAUGGGUUGCUGACAGGGAGUCGGAGCUCUGGUACCUCUACAACUACCACGGCUUGAAGGCUCGAGAUGUUGAUGUGGACGACAUUUCGGUUGGCAAUGCUUCUUCGUCCAACCGUUCCUGUGCUGAGGAGGCCGCUGAUGAUGUGAGCUCCCUCAUGGAUCGCAAGGGGGUCAACAAGAGAUGGCUCAAGAAUGCACCUACUCGCCGCCGACGAGCACCUUCUCGCCCGCGGACUCCCCACGCCUCUACUACACCCCGCUCUUUGAAUCGCCCCUCGGCACCUACGACCACUGAAAGGGUGAAUCUGUCAGCCAUGGCGAAGCACAAGUGCCGAGGUACACCGAUGCCGGCCACUACCAGGCCGACGCCCAAGGCACGUCCUGCUGCUCGAGCCCCACUGCCUCGGUCGGAGAAACCUACCCACCGAUCCCCGCCUCAGGCCAGCCGGGAACAAGGAGCUUCGAGGGACAUGCCAGCGUCGUCCUCGGAGGCCGCGGGGGCAGGUGGUACUGGACCUGAUGGCCCUCUCACGGUUGAGGAGGCCCUGGACACAUGGUUGCUUCUUUUGGGGGUCCGGGACAUAGACGAGCCCAUCGGCACAGACGUUCUGCCGGAGAGGGUUACGACCGCCAUUCAGAACCUUCCACCAGCAGCAGGUGGAAUGCAGCAGAUGGCGGCUCCUUGUGCAGCUCCCCAGCAGAACCUUCCGCCAGCAGCAGGUGGACCGCAGCAGGCGGCAGCUCCGUGCGCAGUUCCCCAGCAGAACCUUCCGCCACAGCAGGUGACAGCUCCAAGUGCAGUUCCGCAGCAGAACCUUCCGGCAAGUGGACCGCAGCAGGUGGCAGCUCCUUGUGCAGUUCCGCAGCAGAACCUUCUCCUGGCAAGUGUACCACAGCAGCAGGUGAUGACAGCUCCAGGUGCAGUUCCGCAGCAGAACCUUCCAGCAGGUGCGCAGCAGGUGGCAGCUGCAAGUGCAGUUCCCUGGCAGCAGAACCUUCCGGCAAGUGGCCCCCCGCAGCAGACGGCAGCUCCAAGUGCAGUUCCCCCGCAGCAGAACCUUCCGGCAAGUGGCCCCCCUCAGCAGCAGGUGCCAGCUCCAAGUGCAGUGCCCCCGCAGAACCUUCCGGCAAGUGGCCCCCCGCAGCAGGUGGCAGCUCCUAGUGCAGAUCCGCCGCAGAACUUUCCGGCAAGUGGACCGCAGCAGCAGGUGGCAGCUCCUAGUGCAGAUCCGCCGCAGAACUUUCCGGCAAGUGGACCGCAGCAGCAGGUGACAGCUCCGUGUGCAGUUCCGCAGAACCUUCCGCCAGCAAGGACGCUCCUGCAGCAGCCUGGAACUCCCUCCAUUUUGGAGAUGGUGCAAGAGCUUGAAACGCAGAUGGAUCAGGAGGAGCCAAUCAGUGUGAAUGACACGCCCGAACCCCCGCCCCGGCUGAAUCGCAGCGCUGUGUCAACACUGGCUUCGGCUGCUUCCUUUGAUGACACAUCAAAGGACUUGGUUGCACCGGACACGUCAGCAGCACUGCUGGUGAAGGCACCGUCGCCGUCGCCGACUCCCGUGACGGCGAAAGCGAAAAGUGCGGCAAGGACGAAGCCGAAGGCUGCUGCUGUGAAGGAUGAGUAUGCGCUGCCGGAGCUGACCUUGCAGGAGAAGGCGAUGUAUGGCAACUUCUGGUCGCGGUACCGCUCGAGCAGCUCGCUGUCGUUGACCAGUGAUGCGGAUUCCGUCGACUCCGACAUCAGCCAACCUGUGCCGAAGGGGCCGCCGGCAGUACCCCAGCCGAUGCCGUUGCCGACUGUGCCGCUUCAGCAGCAGACGACAGCAGCUGCAGCAGGGCCGACGAGUGAUGCCAUGACGACGAUGCUGGCGACGGUUCUCAGCACGGCGGUGAGCCAUGGUGUUGAUGCAGCGGGGCUUGCGGCCAUUCAGCAGACCAUGGCCAGCAUUGUGGCUGCUGCAAAAGCCCCUGAUGCUGCUGCUGGAGUCGAGGCCGUUGACAAGACGAAGAUCAUCGACUCGCAGCCGGCUUUGCCGCCAAGCCCUUUUUCGACGCCUUUGCCGGCCAGCACAGCAGCAAGCCCUUCGACGCCUUUGCCGCCGGCAAGCACAGCAAGCCCUUCGACGCCUUUGACCGCUGUGACGAAAGCCCCGCCGACAGCAGGACCUGCUCCUUCGACGCCUUUGCCACCGCAGACCGCUGUGACGAAAGCCCCGCCGACGGGACCUGUGGUCAACUCAAGCACCCACAGGACUGAGUACCGCUCGUUCCAACGCUUUUGCGAGAACUCACCGGGAGCAGUGGAGUUGAAGAAGGUGUGGGUGCAGGGCGGACCGCAGCGCUUGGCAAUGUUCCAGAAGUUUGUUCUGACAGGCUGUGGUAACCCUGCGGCUUUGGAAUGUGCCCUCCAGUUCCGCCGGCAGAGCGAGGAGGAGAGCAAAGACGAAGGUGAAUAUUAUUGCUGGCGUGAUAUACUCGCCUUUCACGAGGGCAACGAACAGAAGGCCUUAUCCUUCAUUGCAAGACGCAGAGCAGAGCCCAAAGGGACCAGUUGCGAUCGGAAUGAUCCUGAUAUGGAGACAUUUCUAUAUUACGGCCGCCAGCGACGGACCCUGACGGUUCGUACGAUCGACGAAAUCGCAAUCAGCAUGGGCGUCUGCCCGAACUUCGCCACGUCCGUGGCGGCACAGCUGGACUCCAUGAACGGCGCCCUGCCAGUUGCUGAUGGGGCUACUUCUUCGGUGAACCCGCCAGUGCCGGCCCCCGGCAAGGCGGCUCCAAAGGGAAAAGGCAGUGCGCCUGCGCCACCCGGCACGACGACGGAAGACCCCCAGCCGCCGCCCAAGAAGGCGAAAGUUCCGAAGCCGGAGGGAUCCGACAUGGAGUUGAUCUGCAGUGGAGAGAACGUUGGACUUUUCGUGAAGUCGUGGGUGGCCGCGGCGAACACGGCCCAGGGGCAAGCCGUGAAAACGUGUGCAGAGUUGGAGGUCCUCGAGAGCCAGGAGGCUUUGAUGGGGAAGAUUAAGGACUGUGCCGAAGGCAUCGGGGCUUGUCGCAAGAAGCUCCAGCUCAUGGGGACAGAGCCAGUGGCCGCCGAUGUGCAAUCGGCCCUGCUGGAGGCUACCGUGUUUGUGGAGGGUUUCAAGAAGCAUCUUCGAGUGGCGAAUGAACACUCGGUUUUCACGUGGGCCGGGGAGCCAGCUCCGGACUUCUUCAAGAAGUGGCGUCUGCGGCCGUCGCAGAAGCAGGGGAUGCAAAUGUACCAGGUGGGCUGCGAGUUUGGGCGCAUCAGGGCGGGCACUGUCGACUGGCUGGACUGGUGGCAGAAGGCCAAGAGCGAGCCAUGGGGGAAUCAUCCGGUGCAGUCCUGGCCGGAGGAGGCCAGGCAAAAAGCGGUGGCCGUGUCGAUUCACGGCGAUGAGGGUACUGGGAAGAGGAGCAAAAGCAUCUUGAUCCUGUCGCUUUCGCCCUUGGCCAUCCACCGGGGCGACUCGAUGCUGCAGAAGUUCCCGUUCUGUGUGCCCUGGCCGGUUGUGCGAUCAGACAGAUUUGUCUACGACAACGGCCAGAAUAUCACGCUUCAGGCGCUACAGCGCUACUACGCCGAUUCCUUUCGGAUUUGUGGCGACCCCGCCAGCGAAGGCCAACACGGAUGGACCAUGCACCCUGUCAUAUCGAAGGGAGAUUGGAAGCACAAAAGGGAAUGGUUGGAACAAUGUAGAAGCUACGGGAACCUUGCUAGCAAUGCUCCUCGUGAGCAGAACGCCGGCAGAAUCUGCCCGAGAUGCUUGUGCGAUGGCAGCACACCUGGAAAGCAUUGGGCUGACAUGCGUGAGGGCUUCGAUAACCAGGCAGACUUGGAUGAAGCUUCGAAUGAUAGUAGCUAG